UAUCGCCUGUAUAAAACCCAGUUCCCAACGCCACCACAGCCCCACGCCUCUCACCACUCUCCCACCGCCACCGCCACCUCCUCGCCGGCGACAAUGUCGGUGCACAUCGCGGCCGUGGCGGUUCUCAUCGCGCUCCUCGCCCCCGCCCGAGCCUCGGACGUCUCCUCCUUCCCGCUCACGCAGACGCAGUCCCCGGCCAACGCCUCCGCGGCGCCCUCCUCCCCGCCCUGCCGCCUCGACCUCUCCGCGGAGCUCUUCGGCGGCGUGGCCGCGGCGUGCGGGGCCGGCGGCGGGCCGGGCUCCCUCGACCGCGGCCGCUGCUGCCCCGUCCUCGCGGCCUGGCUCUUCGCGGCGCACGCGCGCACGGCGCUGUCCGUCCCGGCGCCGGCGCCGGCGCUGGCGGGCGAGGGCCUGGACGGGGGCGAGGGCCCCAUGGUCCCGUACGACAACCAGCGGUGCGUGGACGCGCUGGGCACCGCGCUGGAGAAGCGCGGGGUGGCGCUGCAGCGGCCCAACGCGACGUGCGACACGGUGAUCUGCUUCUGCGGCAUCCGGCUCCACCAGAUCGGCUCGCUCCGCUGCCCGGCCGCGUUCGCCGUCGGCGCCGCCGCCAGGAACGCCACGCCCACCGCCGCGGUCAAGGACCUGGAGAAGAGCUGCCGCAACGCGUCCUACGCCGGCUGCUCCCGCUGCGUCCAGUCCCUUCAAAAGGUGAAGGGGAACGUGAGCCGGGAGGUCGCCGGCGGCGACCGCGCCCGGCGGAUGCUGGGGCUGGACUGCCAGCUGAUGGGCCUGACGUGGCUGCUGGCCAAGAACAAGACGGUGUACAUCCCCACCGUGUCCGCCGUGCUGCGCGCCAUGCUCUACACCGCGCACCCCACCGAGUCCGGCAGCCACUCCAAGGUUAGCGGCGGCAGCGGCGGGGCGCCGCCGCGGUGCAGCCCGGACCAGGAGAACAUGCCGCUGGCCGUGGACUCGCUGCAGUUCGAGCACGCCGGCAGCACGAGCUCGGCCGCCGCCCUGCUCCGCGGCUCCCUCCUCUGGCUGGCGCUCUACUGCUUCCUCUGGGACGCGUUCUUGUAAACAGGGCAUGCAGUGUGGAUUAAGCUAAGCUUGUUGAUAGAGUAGUACUAUUUUGUAGGAGCUGGUUGGUUGGUGUUAGGGAUUAGCUUCCUUUUUGGCUUGCACAGUGUUGCAGAUCGAAUUAGCGGAUUGCACCGGUGGGUCUCUAGUAUCCCCACCCCGUGCUUCUAUCCUUGGUUUAUUACCCUGCUAUUUUGGUGAA
Triticum urartu is the source of this 1285-nucleotide messenger RNA. RefSeq names its product putative GPI-anchored protein At4g28100. Lineage: Eukaryota; Viridiplantae; Streptophyta; Magnoliopsida; Poales; Poaceae. The record is from RefSeq and is a predicted model, not a curated record.